Molecule: messenger RNA, 1167 nt
Organism: Schistocerca americana (American grasshopper)
Lineage: Eukaryota; Metazoa; Arthropoda; Insecta; Orthoptera; Acrididae
Exons: 4
Coding region: 321-1046 (241 amino acids)
Source: RefSeq, a predicted model, not a curated record
UGUUAGGGAGGGGAUAGCUGCUUUACGUGCACUAGUCACUUUCGCUUUUUUUUCGCUCUGAAAAGUGGCGUCUUAAAACGUAGAAUGUUAUCUGUUCUUUAAGUGAUAUGUUGAGAUAAAUCAAUCGCGUAUUCAGGCAAUGCAAAAUAGGAAUCAGCGUACGACCCUUUCCGAAAUUUCUGCUGUUUGGGUGGCGUUUGUACCUCCUAGGAGAAAUGAACGGCCAAUAUACGUAAAUAUAACUUUCAUAAUAAAAAGCUAUAUUGCAUAUAGCGACUUAAUAACACAACUACUUUCCAGUUUCAAACACUAGUAUAGUGAUGGCAGCUGAUGAGAGAGCGGCUCGUAGAGAAGCGAGAAGGCGAAGAAUUUUAGAAAAUUCGGAGAACAGGUUGCAGAGAAUAACAGGAAGAUAUGAGAGCGGGUCAGAUGCAAAAGCGGAGUAUUCAACAACAGGUGAAGAAGCAACGACGUGGAAGAGUAGCAUUCAAAAGGAUGCGAUAAAUGGGCUUAUUAGGCCUGUAAAAAUCCAGCAGAAAACUGAAGAACACUACGAGAGUGCUGGAAGUAAAUAUGCAGACGAAAUACUAAGAAGAGUGCAAAAUUGCAACAUCCCGUACAGCAGAUUAGACAGUCCAAUAGAUGAAACUUCUAAUGAGGCGACAACAGGAGUUAAAGCAGUGGAGCAGCGAACCUACAGGUCACGGUUUUUUGUGUGGAAUCUGCAUUUUGUUUGUUCGGCAGUAAUCACAAGAACAUUAUUUGCCUUUGGACUAGGGUACUUAUUUAGUGAGCUUGUGUUUUUACCAUUACUGCUUCUGCUGCUGAGCGAAAUACUGCUGACCAAAACAGUUAAUAGCUCAAGCACUUACGGCAUUUUGGGAGGAGCUCUGAUAUUGAUAGGACUACCUUCACAUUUAGUGACGACUUGUGCCUAUUGUGUGUCUGUAGCUUCCCAUCUGAUUGGUGUUUUUGCCAUCUACCUGGUUUCAUUUACACUCACUGACUGUGUUAUCAACUCAGUGACUUCUGCAGACAGUGGGUAGCAGACAGGUGUAAUCAACAACUUUUGACACAGACUGUGCUGGUAAAAUUACUUGCUAUUGCUAUGUGCUGUUAAUUUGUUUGAGAAAUUCAAUAUAUUUACUGGAGUGCUAUUAUCAUGAA